UAAAAUUGCUUGCAACAUAAUUAAUUAAGAAGCAAAUUAAUUAACCAUGGCAGGAGGUGGAGGAAGAAGCUUAACUGAAACACCUACUUGGGCAGUUGCAGUUGUUUGCUUUGUUUUACUUUCUAUAUCUAUAAUCAUUGAACACAUCUUCCACAUCAUAGGAAAGUGGAUGAAGAAGAAGCAUAAAAGUGCCUUAUACGAGUCACUUGAAAAAAUCAAAUCAGAGUUAAUGUUAUUGGGAUUCAUAUCAUUACUCCUAACAGUUGGAGAAGGUUUGAUAUCAAAGAUAUGUAUAUCAGAAAAGGUUGCAGCUACAUGGCAUCCUUGUAACAAUAAUGUAGAUGAAGAAGAAGACCACGAAGCCGGUGGUCGCCGGAGAUUACUAGCAAAUCCCCGGCGUAUAUUGGCUGGUGGAGGAAGUGAUAAAUGUGAAGCUGAGGGAAAAGUAGCGUUUGUGUCAGCAGAUGGUAUUCAUCAACUACAUAUAUUUAUCUUUGUGUUGGCUGUUUUUCAUGUCGUUUGUUGCAUACUUACUCUGGCUUUAGGCAGAGCAAAGAUGAGAAGGUGGAAAAGAUGGGAAGAAGAAACCAAGACACCCGAGUACCAAUUUUCACAUGAUCCUGAAAGAUUCAGAUUUGCUAGUGAGACUUCAUUUGGAAAAAGACACUUGAGUUUCUGGACUAAAAAUCCUGUCCUCAUUUGGAUUGUUUGUUUCUUCAGGCAAUUUGUAAGGUCGGUUCCUGAAGUGGAUUACUUGACCUUAAGGCAUGGAUUUAUUAUGGCACAUUUGGCACCUCAAAGUCAUGAGAAAUUUGACUUUAGACAAUAUAUCAAAAGGUGUUUGGAAGAAGACUUCAAAGUUGUUGUAGGAAUCAGUCCUCCAAUCUGGUUCAUCACAGUGUUCUUCCUCCUGUUCCAUACUCAUGGGUGGCACUCUUAUCUUUGGCUACCAUUUGUUCCUUUGAUUGUUGUCCUAUUAGUUGGAACAAAGCUGCAAGUUAUAAUAACUCAAAUGGGUCUUAGAAUUCAUAAACAAGGAAUGGUUGUAAAGGGUGAGCCAGUGGUGCAACCUGGUGAUGACCUCUUUUGGUUUAACAAACCUAGAUUUAUUCUCUUCCUUAUUAAUUUUGUGCUUUUUCAGAAUUCCUUCCAGCUUGCUUUCUUUUCAUGGACUGCACUUCAAUUUGGGUUGACAUCCUGUUACAAUUCACAUAAGGAUGGUGUGGCCAUUAGAAUUUCCAUGGGAAUCUUCGUUCAAAUUCUUUGCAGCUAUGUGACUCUUCCUCUCUAUGCUCUCGUGACACAGAUGGGUUCAACCAUGAAACCAACAAUAUUCAACGAUAAAGUAGCCACAGCUCUAAGGAAUUGGCACCACACCGCAAGGAAGCACGUAAAGCAGAACCGUGAAUCUGGGCAUCAAAGCCCAUUAUCAAUAACUCCGGCCCAUUCAAUGUCCCCGGCCCAAAUCCUUCGUCAUUACCGCAACGAAAUGGACACACCAACAAGAAUCAACUUUGAUACCCCAUAUGAGUCAUAUUCACCCUCACCUUCCAACUCGCACCACCACAAGGUUGAGCCCAAUGUUGCUUCUUCCAACUCAAUUCGUUUUCUUGAAAUGGAAAUGGGUCACUUGGCCCAUGAUCAACAACAAGAUGUCAUUGAGCCCAAGCCUGUUUCUAUGGGCUCGAUUCUGGCUCAAGUUGAGAUUGAUGUCCAACAACACAGUGAUGAAUUUUCAUUUUCUAAAAUGGCAGCAAAUCAAGCUGAGAUUGAUGAUGCCCAACAACACAAAGAUUGAUGCCCUCAUGUGUUCAAACACCCUCUAAUAUAAAAAGGAUAAUUUUAAGGGAUCUAUCACCUAUGAAUAUAUGAAAAGG
Trifolium pratense (red clover) is the source of this 1877-nucleotide messenger RNA. RefSeq names its product MLO-like protein 6. Gene Ontology annotation, cellular component: membrane. NCBI's taxonomy places the organism in Eukaryota, Viridiplantae, Streptophyta, Magnoliopsida, Fabales, Fabaceae. The transcript has 14 exons. Gene Ontology annotation, biological process: defense response. Bases 47 to 1798 code for a protein of 583 amino acids. The record is from RefSeq and is a predicted model, not a curated record.